GGAGAUAGCGCAACGCCGUGGGUAUAAAAGAGCCUGCUAUGGCAUUCUCAUUUUAGUUCCUCCAGUUCAUCAUGGCGCUCUCUCUCCUUUUAUUCGUCUUGGGGGCCAGUACUUUUGCCACCGUGGAUGCAGCCUGCGACCUGCCUUUCAAAGUCAUCGGCGGCCGCUGCUUUCUCGUGGAAAACUUCGCCAAGGGGGCCUGGGCCGACACGAACCACUGGUGCGGCUACUAUGGGGCCACGCUGGCCAAGCUGGACGACGCCUCCGUCUUCGCUGCCCUCGUGCAGGAGAUCAAGGAUUCAGGGAUAUCUGAGACAUUCUUCUGGAUCGGUGCCUCAGACAGUGCGGCAGAAGGCAAUUGGGUGUGGCUGGACGGCACCCCGGUGGCAAUGGGGACGCCCUUCUGGAGUCUGACCGGCAGCUCGUGCACAGUUCAGGAACCCAAGGGAGGAACCGGCCAGAACUGUGCUGCCCUCCAUCCAAAAAGAAGCUACUAUUUUGAUGAUAUAGGCUGUACAACGCAAGCAGGCGCUAUUUGCGAAAAAAUAUAAAUCAGCUGCAAAGGCAGAUAAAGAGUUUCAUUGUAACAGCUGUUUGUACUUUUCCAUGAAAGUGGACUUGAGGCCCGAUUCUGGACUGCGUCUGUCUCUCACACACACACAUAAGCACAUAGAUUAGAUCAAUAUGCAUAAAUGAUUUGUAGAUUUAAAAUACUAUUGUUGCUAUGAGGAUGAUAUACUAUAGUAUCAUGUGUAAAUCUAAUGAUGGUGAUCCCCUGCCACAGUGGCCUGGGUCACUGAUUCCCUAAAAUGAAAUGAAUUCAAGAGUGGGUCCUUUAUGAACGCCACAUACAACCAUUAGCGUGCAAUGAAUAAAUUGUAUCUACUUUUUUGUUCAUAAAGAAGUAAUUUUUCAAAUGAAAUACUGUGAUUGUGUCAAAUACUUUUAACAAACUAAUAAACACACCUUGUGAUAAAA
Molecule: messenger RNA, 978 nt
Organism: Penaeus vannamei (Pacific white shrimp)
Lineage: Eukaryota; Metazoa; Arthropoda; Malacostraca; Decapoda; Penaeidae
Product: C-type lectin domain family 6 member A
Source: RefSeq, a predicted model, not a curated record